This is a messenger RNA of Numida meleagris (helmeted guineafowl), 6625 nucleotides long. RefSeq names its product zinc finger CCHC-type containing 11 (gene TUT4). Lineage: Eukaryota; Metazoa; Chordata; Aves; Galliformes; Numididae. The transcript has 30 exons. Gene Ontology annotation, molecular function: zinc ion binding; nucleic acid binding; RNA uridylyltransferase activity. Bases 241 to 5043 code for a protein of 1600 amino acids. The record is from RefSeq and is a predicted model, not a curated record.
GCCCGCGCCCCACAAUGCACCGCGCGGCUGACAUGGCGGCCGGGCCGGACUGAGCCGCUGGCGUCGGGGCCUCCAGCAGCCGGAGCCGGGCAUGGCGGGGGCGCAGCCCCGGUACCCGUAGGGCCGCAGCCAGCAGACAAUCAGCCACGAUCCUUGCACAGGGGAUUUAAAAUCAACUUCAAUUACUGGAGAAUUGCACUUCAAGAGGACUGAAGGUAGGAGAAGCAGGUCUUCACUAUAAUGGAAGAGGCCAAGAGCUCAAAGAAUGGAAAUCAUGACCCAAGGAAGUCCGUCCGUCUUGUCAGUGAGGAAGGCAAAGCAGUUAAAGUUACAAAUAAUCAAAAUUAUAAACAUAAUAGAAAUGACAAAUCUGUGAAAGAUAUUGGGAGAAGUUCUCCAAGUGGGAAUAGCAGCAAAAAAAGUAAACAAAAUGAUGUUUUUUCCGAAAAACAAGGAGAAAAUAAAUCAUGCAAAGUAAAUAGUUGUAUUCCUGGCACUAAAGACACUGGGUCAAAUGUUCAGGAGCGAAAUCAUGGAAAAGUAAAAAAAAAUUCUAAUUUAUCAUCAGCAGUGGAAAACCUGAAACAGACAAAAGCUCAACAAAUGGGAGAAAACUUUCCAGGCUCCCAUGUUUUGGGGAAUGGGGUCAGUAUGGAAACCUUAACAACUACUCAGAAAGGGAAACUGGCAUUGGAAAAUCCACUUGGAGUUCAUACGUUGAAGACUAAUGUUGAUCAGACUGGUGAUCCUGGUAAGACUGCUUCGGAUCAAAGAAAACUGGAACAUAAGCCUGAUGACUUCAGUAAAAUAAAGCAUUCUGAACCCACUAAAGAACAUACCUUGGAAGCUGAUUAUUUAGAAAACACUGUUGUUAUUGAUGAAGCUAAUCUGACAGCUGAACAGCAGCUAGGAUUGAAACAAGCCGAAGAGCGUCUGGAAAGAGAUUAUAUCUCCCGACUUGAAAAACGCUCCCCAGAAUAUACCAACUGUCAGUAUCUAUGCAAGCUCUGCUUAGUUCACAUUGAAAAUAUCCAGGGAGCUCACAAGCAUAUUAAAGAAAAACGUCAUAAGAAAAAUAUAAUGGAAAAACAAGAAGAAAAUGAGCUGCGUGCCCUCCCACCCCCCUCUUCUGCACAGUUGGCUGCCCUGAGUUUUACACUCAUUGAGGCAGCAAAUGAACAAGGCAUAUCAGAUGAUGACUUCAGAAUUCGUCAAGAAAUUGUAAACGAGAUGGAGAAAAUUAUUCAACAGCCCUUACCAGACUGUUCACUGAGGAUGUAUGGCUCCUGCUUAACUCGAUUUGCUUUUAAAACCAGUGAUAUUAACAUUGAUAUAAAAUUCCCCCCUAAGAUGAGUCAACCAGAUGUUCUGAUACAGGUUCUUGAAAUCUUGAAGAGCAGUGCUGUCUACUCGGACGUGGAGUCAGAUUUCCAUGCCAAAGUUCCUGUUGUCUUUUGCAAAGACAUUAAAAGUGGUUUGACAUGUAAAGUAAGUGCUAGAAAUGAUGUGGCUUGCCUUACAACUGACCUGCUGGCUGCACUUGGGAAACUGGAGCCUGUCCUCAUUCCUUUGGUUUUGGCUUUCCGCUACUGGGCUAAACUCUGCCACAUUGACUGUCAGGCUGAAGGUGGGAUUCCCUCAUACUCCUUUGCCUUAAUGGUGAUAUUUUUUCUUCAGCAAAGAAAACCACCUAUUUUACCCUCUUAUUUGGGCAAUUGGAUUGAAGGCUUUGAUUCAAAGAAGCCAGAUGACCACCAACUGAAAGGUAUAGAAGAAGAAGAGUUUGUACGGUGGGAGUACAAACCAUCAACAAAUGGUUCAGCAAAAAGCUCAGUUGGAGCAGAAGGUAAAACUAAAGUUGAACAGCAAAAAGGUGGCGGUAAGAAAGUAACAAGCUCAGAAGUGGACAACCAAAGUAAUGCGAAGGAGAAACACGGCAAUUCUCUCCUAGCAUUCAAAACCCCUCACCAAGUUUCACUGGGGCAACUGUGGUUAGAACUGUUGAAGUUUUACACACUGGAAUUUGCGUUGGAGGAAUAUGUCAUCAGCAUACGGGUACAAGAACUCCUAACCAGAGAGAACAAGAACUGGCCUAAAAGGCGAAUAGCCAUUGAAGAUCCCUUUGCACUAAAGAGGAAUGUUGCACGAAGUCUAAAUAGCCAGAUGGUAUUUGAGUACAUCCUGGAGCGAUUUAGGACAGCGUAUAAAUAUUUUGCAUGUCCACAAAGUAAAGAUGGGAUUAAAUCCAAGCCAGAUACUAGAAAGAAAGAGAAAGGGAAAAUUAAUAACAAGAAAUCUGCAAGAUCUGAAGAAUCUGUAACCAACUGUUGCCUUCCACAAGGGGAUAAAAUUGUAGAUAAACAAAAUAUAGGAAGUGGAUGUAACAUAACAGAGAAUGAACUUGAAUGUAAUGAAAUGGAAGAAUCUGCAGCCAAAAGAUACACUUUGAAGAACAGAGGCUCUUUGCUACUUUCAACUUUGGACGCUAGUAAUGAUGAAGACAAAGAAGAAGCAUUAUCCCUUAUUUCUAAUGAAUGCUGUGAAUUAAAGCAAAAAUCACUUAGAGAUGAUCUAGAAAUUUCGGAAGUUUGUCUAACUGAAGGUGAGCUGAGCCACCAUUGUAACUGCAGUGAGCAUCAGUCCUAUGACACAAAUUCUAGUAGUGAAUUUUCUGAUGCUGAAAGUAGACAGAAUUUGGUAACGGAGUCUUCUCAGAACAAGUGCACUGGCACACCAGCUACCUCGCACAACUGCAAAGCAAUGGUGGAAGCUCAUGAUCUCAAAGAUGAAGGCAGACUCUCUACAGAAGAAAUGCAUUAUGUGUUUGAUAAGUUUAUUUUGACUUCAGGAAAGCCUCCAACUAUAGUAUGCAGCAUCUGCAAACGGGAUGGACAUUCCAAAAAUGACUGCCCAGAGGAUUUUAAGAAAAUUGAUCUUAAACCACUACCACCAAUGACGGACCGAUUUCGGGAAAUACUUGAUAUAGUGUGUAAGAGAUGUUUUGAUGAGUUAUCUCCUCCUUUAUCUGAGCAACAAAACAGAGAACAAAUUCUGGCAAGUUUGGAAAGAUUUAUUCGUAAAGAGUAUAAUGAUAAAGCUAGACUUUGCUUGUUUGGCUCUUCAAAGAAUGGAUUUGGAUUUCGGGACAGUGAUCUGGAUAUCUGCAUGACGUUGGAGGGCCAUGAAAAUGCAGAGAAAUUGAACUGUAAAGAAAUAAUAGAAGGUUUGGCAAAAGUUCUUAAGAAGCAUCCAGGUCUGAGAAACAUCUUGCCUAUAACAACAGCCAAAGUGCCUAUAGUAAAAUUUGAGCACAGAAGAAGUGGCUUAGAAGGAGAUAUCAGUUUAUACAAUACACUGGCCCAGCAUAAUACAAGAAUGCUGGCUACAUAUGCAGCUAUUGAUCCUAGAGUGCAGUAUCUGGGUUAUACAAUGAAAGUUUUUGCAAAGCGCUGCGACAUUGGUGAUGCAUCCCGUGGUAGUCUGUCUUCAUAUGCCUAUAUUCUUAUGGUUUUGUACUUUCUACAACAGAGAAAUCCACCAGUUAUUCCAGUUCUUCAGGAGAUAUUUGAUGGGAAACAGAUUCCACAGAGAAUGGUAGAUGGAUGGAAUGCCUUUUUCUUUGAUGACAUGGAAGAACUGAAGAAGCGUCUGCCUUCUCUUGGAAAGAACACUGAAUCGCUUGGAGAACUCUGGCUGGGGUUGUUGCGAUUUUACACUGAAGAAUUUGACUUCAAGGAAUAUGUGAUCAGCAUCCGACAGAAGAAGCUGUUAACAACAUUUGAGAAACAGUGGACAUCAAAAUGUAUCGCUAUCGAAGAUCCUUUUGACUUGAAUCAUAAUCUUGGUGCUGGAGUCUCUAGGAAAAUGACCAAUUUCAUAAUGAAGGCAUUUAUCAAUGGGAGGAAAUUAUUUGGCACCCCAUUCUACCCAACUGUUGGAAGAGAAGCUGAAUACUUUUUUGACUCAAAAGUGCUGACUGAUGGGGAAUUGGCACCCAAUGACAGAUGUUGUCGUGUCUGUGGAAAAAUUGGUCACUACAUGAAAGACUGUCCAAAGAGGAGGAGGUUAAAGAAAAAAGAGAAUGAGAAAGAUGAUGAAAAAGAAGUGAAAGAAGAUGAUAGAGAAACAAGAGAGAAGAGAUGUUUCAUAUGUGGAGAUGUGGGUCAUGUUAGAAGAGAUUGUCCUGAAUUCAAACAAGCCCGUCAGAGAAAUAAUAGUGUGCCAAGCAGCCAGUUGGUCCGAAGCAUGGUGAAUUCACAGCUAGUGGCUGUAAGCCAGCAGCAAGUGGAAGGACCCUUGCGCACUAGACAGUCAUCCGAAUGUUCUGAUUCGCAGCAGUCAUCUUAUUCUCCACAACCUCAACAAUUUACACAGAAUUCCUCUCAGCCAGCCUCCAUUAACCAGACUCAGCCACAACCAAUAUCCCAGUCUAAGCACGUUCCGCAACCACAGCAGGGUGCACAGCCACCCCAUCAGGUCCAGCUGUCUUUGUUUAACUUUCCCCAAUCUCCCCCAGGUCAGUAUUCUACCUUGCAUAACCUGGGACUACUUCAGAUGCACCAUCACCACCAAAUUCAGCUUCCCAACACUUCGUGGCCUAUUCAUGGGCCUGUUAUUCACUCUGCACCGGGUAACCCUCCUCAUUCUACGAAUGUUCCAUUUUCUAUGAGAUCUGGCAGCAGCAGCACCACAAAUAACCAGAGCAGUGUAAGCUUGAAUGAUCCCAGUAUCAUCUUUGCACAGCCUGCUGCCAGGCCCAUGGGAAUCCCCAGCACUUCUCAUGAGGGACACUGGCACAAUCCUGUGACUCCAAACUCACUGGUGAACAAUGGCACUGUGGGGAAUUCAGAUCAGGGUUUCCAAGGACAGUUUGGUAAAAUGAACCCUCCUUCUGUCCCUUGGGACCAUGGGACCCCUACCCAUUUUCCUCUCAUCCGAGGAGCGUGGCCUUACAAUAUGCCUCAGAACUACAUGCAGCAGGGAAAUGCCAGCUAUCCACCGAACAAACCUUUCUACCCUCAAGCUUACAAGACUGUAGAAUAAUUGAAGUUGGAAGGAGCCUCUGGAGGUUAUGUAGUCCAGCUGCAAUCAAAGCAGUGCUGUCAUCAAAGUUGUAUCAGCUUCAGGACUGACUUUAUCUCAACUCUUCCUAAUGCUAGUGAGGUAAAGAUGUUCAGCAUCUUCCAGGAUUGGGAAAGACAGUAAGAAAAAUACCUUUGGCUCCAGUAAGAGAAAAACUGUGCCCAAAUUUUACUUGGAAGCUGUGAUUCCUGUGUUGCUGGGUCACAUUGUAUAAAAUGAGAGAUACUGGCACCAAAUCUUUUUCUCUGUUGGCUGUAGUGAGGUUUUCAAGUGAGACCCUCGUUUUAAUGUUGUAUCAUUAUUCUUGUUAAAGAGCUAAGACUGAAGUAAUAAAAUGAUGUAUUAAUGUUUCUGAGGGAAUUUUGGAGACAGCAUUGAAGUAAUACUGCAUUGUCCCAUUAAGUGGGAUAGCUGUACAGAUAGCAUUUGUGUCGAUCUAGUAAAUGACUUUAUUUCUAAGUAAGAUAAAUACAUUUAAUAUAGCCAAGCACUGUUAGAAAUGUUUAAAUCGCUGAAGUAAUUGUAAUCCAUUUUCUUUUAGCUGGUCCACUGAUGCAGAGUAACCAGCGGUUCUCGCUUCUGUCUCAAGGACACCCACACUUGAAUCUGAAUUACAUUCAACAGAAAAAGUGAAGUUUAAUGGGAUUGUGGGUGGGUGGAGGGAGGGGAGGAAAAAAUUCAGGUUCUGAUUUAAAAUCGUAAUGCAACAUGUUUAGAUACAAGAUUAUUUAAGACUGUUUUUAAACUGUAUCAUUUGUACAUAGAUACGAACUAUAGUUUUUACUAGUAUCACAAAACGAAGUGAUACAAAUUUCAUCUAUUUUAUUACCCUAUUUUUAAGGGGAAUUGUGUUUUGUUUUAUCUUGAUAAACUGUAAAGAGAGAGAAUUUUUAAAAUUAAGUUCUUUAUUUUCUAUUAGCUGUAUUCAUACUUCGGUUGCUUCAGACUUUAUAUAUAUUGUUCUAAAAAAUAAAAUUAGAAAGGGAUUUCAUGUGUUUAAAAAUUUGUCACUUCUAUUCUUUACAAAACUAUGUAGUGCCAAAAAACUUUUUAAAAGAAAAAUAAAACUGCAAAAAAAGGAUAAGACUUCUUCCUCUUCCCUGUUUGUAUAUUUGAUUAGUAAACUACAAUUACAAAAACAACUUUGAGCUAUUUUAAAGGAGAAAGUUGACUUGCUUUAAUGAGCCAUGUUGUUCACAGGCGAUAUCUUGUAAAAUACUUGAUCUAAGUGUACAGUUUAUUUUCUGUUUAAAACCUUUCUAAAUGAGUAUGAAAACCUAGAAAAACGAGGCUGUACUUUGAGAUAGUUCUAAAGAAGUUAGUUGGGCAUAUUACCUUCUGUGCUGUUAACACCCACUGGGCAGUAUGAAGAUAUUUUGGCAGCGUUCAGAUUUUAUGUCUCGACACUUACAAAAUUGUCAGCCUGUGCUCCUGAAGCAAGGCUGUGAAUAAAGGAGUAGUAGAAAAUGAGUUUAAUACAACUACAUUCCUGUGAUAUUAUAUUAACUUAAUUAUAUUAAAUGUACUAAGGUAAGAAUUGUGA